This is a messenger RNA of Paramecium tetraurelia, 1008 nucleotides long. RefSeq lists its product as uncharacterized. The record is from RefSeq and is a predicted model, not a curated record. NCBI's taxonomy places the organism in Eukaryota, Ciliophora, Oligohymenophorea, Peniculida, Parameciidae. Gene Ontology annotation, biological process: cell division. The transcript is spliced from 3 exons. Gene Ontology annotation, molecular function: protein binding.
AUGUAAUACUAGUUAAUUAGAUCUAAUGUAGAACCUCAACAAAAGAAGAUAAGUGCUAAGAUGGUGCCAACUCCUGGAGUAGUUUACUAAAAUUAUUAAUCUCUAUUGAGCCAACCUUUUUAAUUCUCGUAAAAUUAGAAUAAGAAUUUCAAUCCAAAAAAAAAUGACAUUCAAAAAGUCAACUCUGUAGCAAUUUAAUAAUCUCCUAGUUUAAUCAAUCUGCCUUAACUUUUGAAAUUGUUUGCCCAUCCUUAUUACUUAUGGACAAAUUAUUCAGUGGAAGCAAUUGCUAAUUUCUAAAAGCUACCUCCACAGCAUUAUAGAUCAGGUUGGGUACUUGAAAAAGUAGCCAGGAGUUUUAUGGAUCAAGUGAAAUAUGCUGAUGCAGAGAAGGUUUGGAAGGAAAUGAGAUAAAUAGAGCCAAAUCGCUUGGAAGGCAUGGAUUAUUAUUCAUCCUGCUUAUGGCAUCUGAAAAAACAAUCAGAAUUGACAUACUUGGCCCAUUAAUGUUUGUAGAUCAGUAUGCAAGCACCUGAAACCUGGAUAGCUAUUGGAAAUUGUUUUAGUUUGAGUAAGGAAAUAGACAACUCAAUUAAAUUCUUCGGAAGAGCAAUUUAAUUGAGUAAGGACUAUUCCUAUGCUUAUACCUUAUCGGGUCAUGAAUUCUCGCAAAAUGAAAAUUUCUAAUAAGCCAAGAAAUCUUAUGACAAAGCAACUUCCUUAGACUCAAGAUAAUACAAUGCUUGGUGGGGACAGGGAAACAUGUACUACAAGACUGAUAAAUAUGAUGACGCCAUCAGAUGUUUCACUUAAGCCUUAAAGAUAAACUCAAACAAUCCAGUUCUACCUACAUUUUUGGCUAUGAGCUAUGCUGCCAAGGGAGAACAUCUUGAGGCUUUGAAAUACUUUGAACAGAGUGAAAAAUUAGAUCCGCAGAAUGGAUUAAAUAAGUAUUAGAAAGCUAAUUCAUUAAUAAAAAUAGAUGAUUAUAAUUCGGCCUUAAUUUGA